Messenger RNA from Cercospora beticola, 2719 nucleotides. RefSeq names its product beta-glucosidase. NCBI's taxonomy places the organism in Eukaryota, Fungi, Ascomycota, Dothideomycetes, Mycosphaerellales, Mycosphaerellaceae. Gene Ontology annotation, molecular function: beta-glucosidase activity. Gene Ontology annotation, biological process: glucan catabolic process. The record is from RefSeq and is a predicted model, not a curated record.
AUGGCGAUCAAAUCAAGCCUCGUACAGAGCCUAGCGUUGCUUCUUGGCACAUUGAACCUCACGCACGGCCAAGACAACUCAAGCUCACCGGGUCUGCCUUGGGUUGAAGCCGAUUAUCAAACCAGCCCUGAAGUACUGCCACAGCCUGAUGCUACUGGGUCGGGUUGGGAUGCUGCAUUCUCUCAAGCCGCAGCUUUUGUUUCCCAGCUGACGCUGGAAGAGAAGGCCACACUAGUCACUGGAACACAAGGACCAUGCGUGGGCAACAUCGGCAGCGUUCCUCGGCUUGAUUUCGAAGGCUUGUGUCUUCAAGAUGGCCCGCUGGCGAUUCGAGUCGCUGACUAUGCGAGUGUCUUUCCGGCUGGAUUGACAGUGGCGGCAUCUUGGGAUAGGACUCUAGCCAGAAUAAGAGGCCAAGAUAUAGGGACGGAGUUCAAAGAAAAGGGAGCGCAUGUGAUCCUGGGCCCAGUUGCAGGGCCUUUGGGCAGAAGUGCGUAUGGAGGACGGAACUGGGAGGGCUUCUCUCCAGAUCCUUAUCUGACUGGUGUCAUGUUCGAGGAGACCAUCCUUGGCCAUCAAGAACGUGGCGUUCAAGCCUGUGCUAAGCAUUAUAUCUUGAAUGAACAAGAAACACAGCGCAACCCAGGAAGGAACCGCCAAAACGUUACCAUUGAAGCUGUCUCAUCGAACGUCGAUGACCGCACCAUGCAUGAGCUCUAUCUCUGGCCUGUCGCCAAUGCCGUGAGAGGAGGCGUAGCUUCGAUCAUGUGUUCGUACAACAGAAUCAAUGGUACUUACGGAUGUGAAAAUAGCAAGACACUCAAUGGUCUACUAAAAACUGAGCUCGGUUUCCAAGGCUGGGUUGUAAGCGACUGGGGAGCUACGCACUCUGGUCACCCAGCCAUCAACGCCGGACAAGACAUGGACAUGCCUGGCAGUCUAAGCUUCUCAGACUCAAGUGGAGCCUCCUUCUUCGGGGGUAACAUCACUAACAACGUGAACAACGGCAGCCUUGUCAUUGAGCGAGUCGAUGACAUGGUUCGACGAAUCAUGACACCUUAUUUUUACUUGAAGCAGCAGACGCAAUAUCCUCCUAUCGACGGGAGUUCUCCGGACCUGCAAGGCGACAGCAUCGCGGACUACACAUAUAACUUUACCCUGGGGCCUAGUAACGUCGACGUACGAGAUCAGCAUGCUCAGCGCAUCCGAGAACUGGGAGCUGCUGGUAUAGUCCUGCUCAAGAACGUCAACAACACUCUGCCACUCGACAAGCCCGCAAACAUUGGCGUUUUCAGUAACGAUGCUGCAGAUAUGGCAGAUGGCCUUUAUCUCGGAGCCAAUCGUGACCUCCGCAAUGUUGGCUACGACCAGGGUGUUCUACCAGUUGGCGGAGGCUCGGGCACCGGACGACUAACGUAUGUUGUCUCUCCUUUGGAGGCCAUCAAAGCACGAGCGGCCCAGCAAGGCAAUAAACCGCUGGUACAGUACGUACUCAACAAUACGCUUGUCACGAACUCGAAUGGCUACGGAAUACUGUUUCCCAGACCUCCAGAUGUCUGCCUCGUAUUCUUGAAGACAUGGGCCACUGAAGGAUAUGACCGACCCUCCUUGCUUGUUGAUUGGAACGGCACAGCCCUCGUCGAGACAGUAGCUGCACAGUGCCCGAACACAGUUGUCGUGACCAACAGCGGCGGCAUCAACGCUCUUCCAUUUUCCAAUCAUCCGAACGUGACCGCGAUUCUAGCAGCUCAUUUUGGAGGCCAAGAGCAAGGGAACAGUAUUGUCGAUGUUCUAUAUGGCGAUGUCAACCCGAGCGGCAAGCUUCCAUAUACUAUCGCAAACAACGAGGAUGACUACCAGUUCGUGGACAUCACGAAUUCUUCAGCCUUACUCAACACCUCUGACCCCAACGCUUGGCAGUCCGACUUUAGGGAAAGACUACUGAUCGACUAUCGCCAUUUCGAUUGGUACAAUCAAUCAGUUGCGUACGAGUUCGGGCACGGUCUCUCUUACACAACCUUCACACUCGAUGAUGUCGCUGUGUCAAAGGUGGACGAUAGCGUAAUAUCUCCUGCUCCUCCAGACGCUGCGAUCGUGCCAGGCGGCAACCCUCAUCUCUGGACCACACUGUAUCAAGUCACAGCCACGAUUACAAAUACGGGCUCACGUUUCGGAGCAGCAGUCACUCAGCUAUACUUGAGCCUACCUCAGCCGCCGAACGGAGAUGUGACACCGUUGAAAGUGUUGCGAGGUUUCGAGAAGAUUGGACUUAAUGCUGGAGCCAAUGCGACUGUUACCUUCAACCUCGCAAGAAGGGACAUCAGCUAUUGGGAUUCCGACGCCCAGCAAUGGAUUAUUGGCGAAGGCGAUAUCGGAGCGCUUGUGGGCUUCUCCAGCCGGGACAUUCAAGGAACUGCUUCGUUCACCCCGCUUGAAUAAGGCGGGGAUAGUCCGGAGUGCUUUGUGAAACACGGACAUUGGUCGGACAUGGCUAUAUACCUUCGCUUCGAAGAGCAUCUGCCUCUACUGUACGAGCUUAUGUAAUCUUGGGAGUGUCUCAACUCUCAAGCUCUUCGAAGCCUAUGCGAAGCUUGUCCGCAGCAUUUCGCCAAGAAAGGCUCCUCGUUGGCACUGGUAAAGGCACAUAGAUGCAUGCUCAUUAAAAUUGAUCAGCUCGUGGCAAAUAACAACAAAUCUAUGACUAUUUCAAGCAACUCAU